CUGACUCGCAGUGUUGCUGAACAUUACAACCCAAAUGACAACGAGUCUAAUCCAAAGUUAUUUAGUCUCAAUCCCCGAGAAAGAACAGGCUUUGAAUGGAACAUCGAUUCCAAUGAGGAGUCUAUUUUCCAAGAGUACGGUGAUAAACAAGUCAUUAGAAGUGCGGGUUAUAUUGGUCAGGCAAGGCUAAUAAAUGCGUGCUCUCCAGAGGAUCAACUUGAAGAGGAUGCGCAGGAUAAAGUAAAAAAUAGAGCGAUGGAGUGGAAACAACUCAGACCAUCGCUAAUAUAUUCUCUUUGGAAUUCGUUGUACUUUGGAUUUCUGAUUUCUGUGUUGGCUGCAGCCCUGAUUGGAACGUUCUCUAUCAUUGUGUAUUACGUUGCCUAUCAAGUCACUUUAGUUUGCCUGGGUCGAUCGAAGGACUCCAUACCGUUGAAAAUCCAAUGGUCGAAAACCAUUUCUGAGUGCAUGGAAGUCAUUUUUAUUCAUCUUUGGUUUUUUGUUAAUACUCUGUUUUACUUUAAACCACAUCAAAUCAACGGAUUGAAAAGACAACUUAUCCUGGUAUCUUCCGUUUUCUACGUUUUAGACGCUGCUUAUCGCAUUUCUCUCCAGGCCGUCGGUAUUUCCCGAUCUGAAUUAACUCCUUUGCAAACAGUCCCGGCAAAUGUGCUAUUUCUUUUCAGUUUCGGCGUGCAAUCUUUGGUUCUUGCGAGGCGAUUUUCCCGAGCUGUCGGAGCGAGAAAAUUGACAACGUUUCUUUGGAUGAUAGGGUCGAGUGCAUUUCCAUUUAUUGUAGCUGUACUAGUUUCUAACUUCAUAUAUCCAGCGUAUGACAAGCAAGGCAAAACAGGCAAAAUCUAUAUCGCUGUGUUCACUCCUCUUAUUGCAGUUGUUCUAAAAGGAUCUUCUCGCCUCCUCAUGCAGCGUUUAUGGAGGAUUAGUCAUCCCGGAAAAACCUUUGUAUUUCUAGUACCACUGUAUUAUGGGUCUGCCGUGAUGCUAAGGCUUCUUCAAGUGGAUCUGGAUAGUUUGAAAGCAGUGGCUUUGAUCGGAGUCAUCCAUGGCGUUGCAGAGGUUAUAGAAAGGAGCAUUAUAGUCUUGAUAGACUACAUUUACCAUCAGUUGUAUGAAAGAAGACGACUUUCUUGGGGAAGUUUUCGAACCGCUCGACGUGAAAGAUUAGCAACGGAUAUUGCCAUAAUGAGUAUGUUAUGUGAAGCAAGCGCUGUUAUCUCCGUGAGCGGCUUUCUUCACUUGCAUGAAUAUUUUUACACGGAUGGCAAAACAGUACCGCAAUUACUUCAGUCGUUUGCGAUCACUUCAACAGUUCCACUGGUUAUAGAAUGGUUCUUCACGUGUUUAAGUAUAGCUAUCGAGACUCGGUAUCAGAACAGGCCAAUUCUGGCAGUCUGGCGAAGGCAAUGGAAAAGGCACUUAAUAGUUGCUACAUUAAAUACAUUUGUGAUAGCUUUAUGGGCAAGUGAACGUCUGGUCAUUGCUAUCGAGGGACGAUUUCCAGCUGUUACUGAGACUACUGCGAAAAGCCAUUUAGCCAUUUAUAGUCAGAAGUAUAAGUCUCGUAGCCGUCAGUUUGAGUUUGCAUUGACGAAUUGUUUCAAUAAGCACAUUUUUAUUUACAGCAUAGAAAAAUGUUUGGAUUAAAACUGAUUGACACAUGAUAAAUUAGUUCUUCUGCUUUGAAGAACGGAAGGGAAGUUUUCGAACCGCAGUCGACGUGAAAGAUUAGCAACAGAUACUACCAUAAUGAGUAGGCGCUGUUAUCUUUGUGAACGGCUUUCUUCACUUGCAUCAAUAUUUUUACACGGAGAACAAGACAUUACUGGAGUGAUCGCCGCAGCGGUUCCACUGGUUAUAGAGUGGUUCUUCACCAUUUUAAGUAUAGCUAUCGAGACUCGAUAUCAGAACAGGCCAAUUAUGGCAGUCUGGCGAAGGUAAUGGAAAGGGUACUUAAUUGUUGCAAUUGUUACUGCAUUGCCGAUAGCGAUUUGGACAAGCACAAGCCUGUUGAUCGCUGUACAGGGAAGAUUCCCAGUAGUAAAUAGCUAGUAGUAUGAAUUACCGGCUGAAGAGAGAACGAAAGAAUCUGCACAUGAUAAUUAUACGAAAAAUGCCUCAAUGAUCACGGGCACUGGUUGUUUAGCUGUAUAGGCACUCACUGUUGGAAACACAAAACUUGAGGGACAGCGAACAACAAGUUAUAAAGCGUUUUUAAAAAUCUGACCUAGCUGAUAUUAUAGAUCAUUUAAACAAGUACAUCAUUCAUCAGGGGCACCCAACGAGAAUAAUAUUAGUUCAAAACUACUUAAACAUAUAGUAUUGUUAAACGUAUUUUAGAAAAGUAGUUAAACGGUAGAUAUAGGCGUAUUUUUAUCCUUUAAGAAGUUUUCAUCUGUUCAGAUUUCCUAGCUGAAAGUCUCGUGAUCCGAAAAUUAUAGGGAUCAAAACUUUCUUUUUCGAAAAUUUCAGCCAGAAAAAAGGUUCCAGAAAAUUCUAGGCGACCUUUUAAGGCUAAAAAUCCGUCAAAAAUAGGCAAUUAAACCAUUUUUUAGAUGUUCGAAAAUCCUCGGAGGGGCAGGCAAGCAAGAAUUUUACGACAAAUGUUCCGAAAGUUCUAGAUCUCAAUUCGUCUUCCGAACAGAUAUUUUCCGAAAAUUGACGUUGGGUGCCCCUGAUUGAUCUGUUAAUCCUUUGAGUGUUAAUUUAUACAGUGCUUGUACCUAAGGCACAACACCACCAGCCCUUUGUUCUUUUUUCCUAAUUGUUAGAAAAAUAACGCCGUAUUCGAAUAAUUUAGGGAGUUUGCCAUCGCGAAAAGGUCCAAACCAAAACUUGACGUUUUACUUUCUAAAAGCAAUUUUUAAAAUUAGAAACCGUCAAAGUAGACUUCCACCACUCUAGAUAGCUGUCUUCAUUAACAUGCAUGCAUUUUCCAGUUAACGUUGUCUCAGUUCCAAACUCACUGAAAGCGAAAUAACACUGGUCUUUAGUCUGUAGCCGAAUAAAUUCAUCUGUAGAAAACAAAUGCCACCUUUUGACGACGGUUAGUAAGUUUUGAAACAUAUUAAUGAUUUCCAUAUAAAUGUUCUUGGUCUCAAACAGUUCUGGAACAAACCCAGAAAUAUAGGGACCGGGUAAUUUUGGAAAUAAUUUUAAACAGCAGAGAUCAAGUAAAGAGAAAUAAAAUGCUCCACCAUAGAUUUUCGGAAUGCUUUUUGAUGUCUCCAUUACUGACGUGGCAACAACUUUCUAUUGAAGUUUUGCAUGACUCAUUUGAGACAGACCAGGACCCGCUACAUUUUUCUUUUUCUUCAACAACGCCCUUUACGGAACUGGCGUGCCUCGCAUAUUUGCCUUUAAGACGUUUGACAUUGGCUAGAAAAAGGGUUUUUUUGGAAAUAAAAACUGAAAAAUAAAAGCACGUUAAAGGGAGUUUGGAAAAGAAUUUUAAAAACUUUCUAUAUUGUGCAUUAAUUCAAAUAUAGUAAAUUUGUACUGGAAAGGAAUUUCAAUUAUUGAAAUUUCCGAUAAAUUAACUCGUUGAAUUGUCAACCAAAAAAGAUAUCCUAACUGCACACAAACCUAGCCUUUAGAACCCUUUUAGGUCAGGAAAAUAUGAGCAGUCGCCCCAUCAGGGAAUUCAAGAUAGUCUUGGAUUCUGGAUUCCACGCCGUGGAUUCCGGAUUCUCAGGUACUGGAUUCCAAUCUUUAGAAGGAUUGCGGAUUCCUUGAGCUGUAUUUCGUUUCCAAUGCCCAGGAUUCCUGAUUCCACAAGCAAAAAUUUCUUGGAAUCCGGAUUCCCUUACAGGGGGGCUAAAGCAGAAUACUAAAACUAAAUACGUUCGGAAGCUUUUUUAGAAUCCAAGGAAAAAGUCCAGUGGACGAAAUUGCUUUCGACUGCUUGAAUUGCCGUUAUCUAUAAAAACACAGAGUGCUGGGUUAGCUUCAGUAAAAUGGUUAGAAACCUGGAUUCCUGCCGCUGAGUAGAAAACACAAAUCGAUCACCACGUACGUAGCACAGUUUUCGAUCGAUCCUGGUCAAAGCAAAGGCUGUUCAGGUCUUCAAAUAUACUCGAAAUAGCAGAUGUCAUCCGUUUGCACUUUUGACGUCAUUUUGACAUCCUCGGUCACUAUGACAAAAUUCUUUCCAAAUUUGAUCAACGGUAGCUGGUUAUAGUGCAAUAAGGCGCCGUGUGGUCUUAACCAAUCAGAAACAGGGAAAUAUUUUGAAUGAAUAAUAAUAAUGUACAAUGUAUGCUGCCUUAAAUUUGAGAAGGAGUAGAUAACCUUGCUUAAAGCGCAUGUAUAGAACCAGCAACACUCGACAGGCGAGCAUUUGCUUUUGGAAAUGUUUACCCACUGUUUGAGAGCGUCCUACAGCGCCAACGUAUGGCUGCCGGAAAACUAAUAUAGGACACCAGGACUUAGAAAUGGAUUACGUCCUUUAAUAAGGGACUAUCAUUUUCCAAUUGUCUCAGUUCAUGCUAACCUCACUGAAAACGAAAUAACGCAAUAACCCUUGUCGUUAGUCUGUAGCCGUAUAAAUUCAACUGUAGAAAUUAAAAUAAUUAUCACUUUUUAAGACGACGUUUAAUAAGUUUCGAAACAUCUUAAUGAUUUCAUUUUUCAUACAAACGUUCUAGGUCUAAAAUAUUAUACUGGAACCAACCCGGCAGCAUUAGGUACCGGGUAAUUUUAGAACUUAAAGUAGGAGCAUGUAACCGUUCUUAAACCGGAUGUAUAAAACCAGUAACACUCGACAUCAACUAGCAUUCGCUCUUGGAAAUGUUGCCCCCUCUGUUUGAGAGCGGUCUACAGCGCCAACAUAUAGCUGCCAUAAAACUAACAUAAGACAUCAGGACUUAGACAUCAGGUUCAGUGGUCAUUAAAACGGUAAAAAGCUCCAUCGAGAAUAGGUCAAUCUAAACAUCUUGGCUGUAGUUAUGGUUGGAAGUUCUCUUGUUGAAGUGUGCGGAAGAAUAAUUUUUGGACUAACUCGCAGUGUUGCUGAACAUUACAACCCAAAUGACAACGAGUCUAAUCCAGAGUUAUUUAGUCUCAAUCCCCGAGAAAGAACAGGCUUUGAAUGGAACAUCGAUUCCGAUGAGGAGUUUAUUUCCCAAGAGUAUGGUCAGGCAAGGCUUAGAAAUGCCUGCUCUUCAGAAGAUCAACUUGAAGAGGAUGCGCAGGAUAAACCAAAAAAUAGAGCGAUGGAGUGGAAACAACUCAGACCAUCGCUAAUAUAUUCUCUUUGGAAUUCGUUGUACUUUGGAUUUCUGAUUUCUGUGUUGGCUGCAGCCCUGAUUGGAACGUUAUCUAUCAUUGUGUAUUACGUUGCCUAUCAAGUCACUUUAGUUUGCCUGGGUCGAUCGAAGGACUCCAUACCGUUGAAAAUCCAAUGGUCGAAAACCAUUUCUGAGUGCAUGGAAAUCAUUUUUUUUCAUCUUCGUUUUUUUAUCAAUACUCUGUUUUACUUUAAAUCGCAUCAAAUCGUGGGACUGAAAAGAAAACUUUUCCUGGUAUCUUUCGUUUUCUACGUUUUAGAUGUUGCUAGUCGCAUUGCCCUUCAGGCCCUCGGUAUUUCCCGAUCCGAAUUAACGCUUUUGCAAAUAGUCCCAACAAAUGUGCUAAUUUUUUUCAGUUUAGGCGUGCAAUGUUGGGUUCUUGCAAGGCGAUUUUUCCGAGCUGUUGGAUCGAGAAAACUGACAACGUUUGUUUGGAUGACAGGGUCGAGAGCUUUUCCAUUUAUUGUAGGUAUACUGUUUUCUGGCUUCAUCUAUCCAGCGUAUGAUAAGCAAGACAAAACAGGCAAAAUCUAUAUCGCUGUGUUCACUCCUCUCAUUACAGUUCUUCUGAAAGGAUCUUCGCGCCUAUUUUUGCAGCGUUUAUGGAGGAUAAGUCACCCGGGAAAAACCUUUGUAUUCCUAGCACCACUGUAUUAUGGGUCUGCUGUGGCGCUAAGGCUUCUUCAAGUGGAUCUGAAUAUUUUGAAAGCAGUGGCUUUAAUCGGAGUCAUCCACGGCGUUGCAGAGGUUAUAGAAAGAAGUGUUAUAGUCUUGAUUGACUACAUUUACCAUCAGAUUUAUGAAAGAAGGCGACUUUCUUGGGAAAGUUUUCGAACCGCUCGACGUGAGAGAUUAGCAACAGAUAUUGCCAUAAUGAGUAUGCAGUCUGAAGCAAGCGCUGUUAUUUCUGUGAACGGCUUUCUUCACUUGCAUCAAUAUUUUUACACCGAGGACAAGACACUACUGGUAUUAUUUCAGUCGUUUGUGAUCACUACAGCAGUUCCACUGGUUAUAGAGUGGUUCUUCACGUGUUUAAGUAUAGCUAUCGAGACUCGAUAUCAGAACAGGCCAAUUAUGGCGGUCUGGCGAAGGCAAUGGAAAAGGCACUUUAUAGUUGCAAUUGUAAAUGCAUUGGCAAUAGCAAUUUGGACAAGCACAAGCCUGUUUAUUGCUGUACAGGGAAGAUUCCCCGAAGGAAAAAGCUACUGCGAAUUACCGUUUACUCGUCUAUAG
Molecule: messenger RNA, 6539 nt
Organism: Porites lobata
Lineage: Eukaryota; Metazoa; Cnidaria; Anthozoa; Scleractinia; Poritidae
Source: the annotation of a GenBank genome assembly